This is a messenger RNA of Scleropages formosus (Asian bonytongue), 3524 nucleotides long. RefSeq names its product actin binding LIM protein family, member 3 (gene ablim3). Gene Ontology annotation, biological process: cytoskeleton organization; cilium assembly; lamellipodium assembly. Gene Ontology annotation, cellular component: actin cytoskeleton; stress fiber. The coding region runs from base 566 to 2587 and encodes 673 amino acids. Gene Ontology annotation, molecular function: actin filament binding. The transcript has 22 exons. The record is from RefSeq and is a predicted model, not a curated record. NCBI's taxonomy places the organism in Eukaryota, Metazoa, Chordata, Actinopteri, Osteoglossiformes, Osteoglossidae.
GGUUCGCUCGCGCGCAGCUCCGCCGCCCGCGUGACGUCGCUCCUCCGAGUGGACGGAGAGAGCUCGCGCUGUGCUGUCGCGACGGCGCGUGUCGGCUGCCGCGCUCUGACUCCACUGCGCGUUCCUGCCGGCAGCAGGAGUAGCGGGAAAAACGGGGAAGGAGCAGUGGAAUGUGACUGAGAGGCACCUGGCGUGCACGGCAGCCCGGGUUCGGACCGCUCCUCUUCAGCACGCAACACUCACGUUCAAUUCUCCUUUUUUUUCCUCGUUCGUUACGUUGCCGUCCCAGGUCCCCCCUCACCUUGUCCGUUCGUGCGCUCGAGGCACGACGUGGGAAGACGGGAUAAACGCACACAGACAUACACACACGCGCGCGCGCGCAAACCCGGUGAGUGUGUGACUGCUGUGCAGUCGUGAAGCGGACUGACCUCUUGUCACUGAAGCAGAGCGAGGAGAGGAAACACAAGUGAAGAAGACAGUAUUGCGCUCUUCGUGUGUCGUAUUUCCACCAGAGACACCACACCGCCGUCGGUUUUCUCGAAUGAGAGCACUUUAGGCUAGCAUCAUGAGCACGAGCGUUCCCUACCAGCAGAGCUCCCACGGAGGAGGCCGCAGCAUGGCUCCCAUCCUCUGCUUCCGCUGCCGGGAGCCGUGCAAGGGGGAAGUGGUGCGGGUCCAGAGUGUCCACUUCCACAUCAAGUGCUUCACUUGCCAAGUGUGCAGCUGUGACCUGGCCCGCUCAGGGUUCUUCCAAAAGAACGGCGAGUACAUCUGCACAGCCGACUACCAGCGCCUGUAUGGCACCAAGUGCGACAGCUGCGGGGACUUCAUCACGGGUGAGGUGGUCUCGGCACUGGGGCGCACCUACCACCCCAGAUGCUUCGUCUGCAGCGUCUGCAGGAAACCUUUCCCAAUCGGAGACAGGGUGACAUUCAGCGGGAAAGAAUGCGUUUGUCAGCAGUGUUCCCACACGCUGGCCACUGCCAAGGAACCAAUCAAGAUCCACGGUCCCAGCCACUGUGCGGGCUGCAAGGAGGAGAUCAAGCAAGGUCAGUCACUUCUGGCUCUAGAGAAGCAAUGGCACGUCAGCUGUUUCAAGUGCCAGACCUGCGGCAUCAUCCUCACGGGGGAGUAUAUCAGCAAGGAUGGCAUUCCAUAUUGCGAGUCAGAUUACCACGCCCAGUUUGGGAUUAAGUGUGAGACGUGCAACAGAUACAUCAGCGGAAGGGUGCUGGAGGCUGGGGGGAAGCACUACCACCCAACAUGUGCCCGCUGUGCACGAUGUCACAUGAUGUUCACAGAGGGAGAGGAGAUGUACCUCACAGGUUCAGAGGUUUGGCACCCGCUGUGUAAACAGGCGGCACGAGCAGAAAGGAAACUAAAGCACAGACGCCCAUCAGAGACCUCCAUCUCACCUCCAGGCUCCAGCAUCGGUUCCCCCAGCAGAGUCAUCUGUGCCAAAGUGGAAAAUGAGAUCCUUAAUUACAAAGACCUGGCUGCACUGCCUAAGAUUAAAGCUAUUUAUGACAUGCAACGGCCCGAUCUCAUUUCCUAUGAGUCCUAUCAAAGAUACACCUCCGAUGACAGGCUAGAGCGCUACAGCUAUGGGGAGUCUCUGGGGACUUUGUCACCAUACUCACAGGAGAUCUAUGAUACCAUGGACCUCAGGCAGCGCCGUUCAUCUAGCCCCGGCUACAUCGACUCCCCCACCUACAGCCGCCAGGGCAUGUCCCCCACUAUGCCCCGCUCCCCGCAGUACUACUACCGCUCCGGCACUGAGAGUGGCCGGAGCUCUCCCUUUUAUGGUCAGCUCGAUGCAAGGUCCAGCACUCCUACCACGUACCAACCACCCAAGCAUUUCCAUGUGCCAGACAAUGACCUUCACUCAGCCACAAAGAGCAGGACGAGCGAUGACAUCGUGCAGUCCUCCAGGUUCCCCUCCGCCUACUCACCGGAGCAGUACCAGCACUCAGAGGCUGACUACUACCACUAUACUGGUUCCCCGAAAGCCUCCCGUGUUCCACGACGAAGGUUCUCAUCAGGUGGUGAGGAGGACGGCUGGAGUCACAACCUGCACAGAAUCCAGAGUGGGAUUGGUCGGAUGAUCCUGAAGGAGGAGAUGAAGGCCAGAUCCGGUUCCUAUGACAACGACCCCUGGGCCAGCACACGUAAUUCCCGCAGUGGCAGCAAGGAGACGUUGCAUAGCAUGGGCUACAACAACACCGUCAAUGGCUCUCCCAGGUCACACUACAGCGCGGACAGUGACUCCUAUAUCUCCAAGUCAGCCUCUCUGCCUGGCUAUGGGAGGAAUGGACUGCACAGGCCACAAAGUGCUGAUUACUUCCAGUAUGACAGCGGUAAUGCAGUAAACUGGGGCAUUAGAGAAUACAAGAUCUACCCCUAUGAAACUCUGAUAGUGACCACCAGAGGGAGGAAUAGGCUGCCAAAGGAUGUGGACAGGGCCAGGUUAGAGCGUCACUUGUCACCCGAGGAGUUUUACCAGGUGUUCGCCAUGACAAUGACGGACUUUGAUCGGCUGGCGCUGUGGAAAAGGAAUGAGCUCAAGAAGCAAGCCAGACUGUUUUAACAGCAUGGUACGGAAACCCGGAUCUGCCCCCCUUCACCAAGAAACGGACCCGAGUCAGCUUUGCCUCACACUCCAGUCCCAAGAGCGGGAUGGGUUUCUGAAAGAGACACAACACUGUAAACAAGAGCUGCAGACAUGAUUCAGACACAUCAUUUGAGCAGUUAUGUUGCAGUCAUUUCCAAUUUUGUUUAUUUUGUUUUGCUUUUUUACUCUCUGUUUGUUACUCCACAUAACAAUUGCGGCUCUCGACUACACGUCCCUACAUCACCACGGUUGCAUUGACACGCUCUUGAUUGAGAGAGUGGUUGGCCUUUGCCUUAUUUUCAGGUUUUACGUGUGCACCAGCAAACUGAAUAACUCUGAAUGUUAAUAUCAUAUCUGCCACUUUUUUUGGAAUGUUGAGUGAGAAUGCAUCACCUUCUUUAAUCCUGCUUUAAAGUACAUGUGUGGGGAAAAAAAAUGUCUGAGUAUAUUUUCACUUUAGUUCACUGUAACAUAGAAGACUUGUUUCUCAAAAUGAUUACAUAACUAUGUUUUUCAGGGAAAGGACAAAGCAGAAAAAUAAAACUAAAGGUCUGGGUACAGACAAUGAGUUUUCACAGACAAUGAGAGGUUCACCCUGUUCCCUAAGUAUUUCUGAUGAUGUGCGGAUUGUUUGGGAUAUGAAUUUAUUAAAAGCCAAAGUGAAGUAAAGGAAAAAUACAAAAAACUUUGUGAUCUCUUAGGUUUAGAGCCCAGUUUAACAGGUGUUUGAGAAAAUCUUUUUCUUGGUAGAUUCCAAACAUACAAUGCCGAAUUAAAGCUAUAACUCCGAUGAAUGUAUUUCCAGUUAAGAGAUAAAGGAACUGUUAAAAAGGGCAACUGUAUAAGUUAAAGCUUGAUACUUACUAGCACAUAUUUUUUCCUAAUCCUUUUUUGUUUUUCAAUUUAAACACAU